UUUACUAGGCCUACAAUGUCUCCCGAUCCAGCCAUGUUCGGCACGGAGUCGUCAUUAAGCAUGUUUCUCAACACCCUGACACCCAAGUUCUAUGUGGCUCUGACUGGCACCUCCUCCCUCAUAUCAGGACUCAUUUUGAUCUUUGAGUGGUGGUACUUCAGGAAAUAUGGGACCUCCUUCAUCGAGCAGGUGUCUGUGAGCCACUUGCGCCCCCUACUGGGAGGAGUGGACAGCAGCUCCCCCAGCAACUCCAACACCAGCAACGGGGAGGCGGACUCCAAUCGACAAAGUGUGUCGGAAUGUAAAGUUUGGAGAAACCCGCUGAAUUUAUUUCGAGGAGCCGAAUACAAUCGGUACACGUGGGUGACGGGCCGAGAGCCGCUGACGUACUACGACAUGAACCUGUCGGCGCAGGACCACCAGACCUUCUUCACCUGCGACUCAGACCACCUCCGACCCGCAGACGCCAUCAUGCAGAAGGCAUGGAGAGAGAGAAACCCUCAAGCUCGCAUCUCAGCCGCACACGAAGCUCUGGAACUGGAAGACUGUGCGACGGCCUACAUCCUGCUGGCCGAGGAAGAGGCCACCACCAUCAUGGAGGCCGAGCGCUUGUUCAAGCAGGCACUGAAAGCCGGAGAAGGUUGUUACCGGCGAAGUCAGCAGCUGCAACACCACAGCACACAGUACGAGGCCCAGCACAGAAGAGACACCAAUGUGUUGGUGUACAUCAAGAGGAGACUGGCCAUGUGCUCCAGGAAGCUUGGCCGCACGAGAGAGGCUGUGAAAAUGAUGAGAGAUUUGUGUGUUUUCCAGUUAAUGAAGGAGUUCCCUCUCCUCAGUAUGUUCAACAUCCAUGAAAACCUGCUGGAGUCAUUACUGGAGCUUCAAAACUACGCUGACGUCCAGGCCGUGCUGGCCAAGUACGACGAUAUCAGCUUACCAAAAUCAGCAACAAUAUGCUACACAGCUGCUUUGCUCAAAGCCAGGGCUGUCUCUGACAAGUUCUCUCCAGAGGCGGCGUCCAGACGAGGUCUGAGCACAGCAGAGAUGAACGCAGUAGAAGCCAUUCACAGAGCAGUGGAGUUCAACCCUCAUGUGCCCAAGUACCUGCUGGAGAUGAAGAGUCUGAUUCUUCCUCCAGAGCACAUCCUGAAGAGAGGCGACAGCGAGGCCAUUGCCUACGCCUUCUUUCACCUGCAGCACUGGAAGAGAGUGGAGGGGGCGCUCAACCUGCUGCACUGCACCUGGGAGGGCACAUUCAGAAUGAUCCCAUAUCCUCUGGAGAAGGGUCACCUCUUCUACCCCUAUCCCAUCUGCACAGAGACAGCAGACAGAGAGCUGCUACCCAUGUUCCACGAGGUGUCAGUGUAUCCCAAAAAGGAGCUUCCCUUCUUCAUCCUCUUUACGGCCGGCCUCUGCUCGUUCACCGCCAUGCUCGCUCUGCUCACACACCAGUUUCCUGAACUCAUGGGAGUCUUUGCCAAAGCCUUCCUGAGCACGCUGUUUGCUCCUCUCAACUUUAUCAUGGAGAAGGUGGAGAGCAUCCUGCCGUCCAGCCUGUGGCACCAGCUGACCCGCAUCUGACAGACUCUCACCUGGAUGGACUCUCAUUUCGGAAAGCAAACACCGGCCUUGGUGCUCACGUGGGGACUCGUUCCAGUGAAGUGACGAGGGGGUGUGGAUAAACAAAUGGACUUUAUUUGACAUGUUUGGGGGAUUUUUUUGAGGGGAGGCAAUUAUUUAAAAGUUGUUUGUUGUACAAAAGUUGCCAUCAUUACAAAAAGUGAAGACAAAAAAAAACAAUAAAGAACUUUUCGUGUAUGACUGCAUGCCACCUGACAUUUAAGUGAUGCAUCUGAUUGUUUCAGCAGAUAGGAAGUGGGCGUGGUCUUGUCAAGAGUCUCCAAUCAGGACAUGCCUCUUUCCACACCUGCUGUGAUUUCCUCUCUCCAGAUGCCAAGAUGAUGUUAGUGUUCUCCUCAUGUGGUCUUUUUACUGUCACUCAGGCAGAACAGGAGCUGGAUGUCCAGGUUCUACACACUAACAUCACACCAGGUGACUGACAGCUGACACUUGCUAACAAGAAGCUGCACUUGUUCUGCCUUUUUUCAGAUGUGUAGUUGAGUAAGCCUUAAAGAGCCAAAUGAGCUUUUCAACAACAAAAAUUUGCACUAAUUACUUGGAAGUCGUCACCAUCUUGGCAGUGACAAAUGUGCAGAUUCUUUCAAUUUGAAGAGCAUGGCAUAGCCACUUGACAAUAAAUGGGGGUGUUGUCUUGAAGCACUGCUAUACAACACCACCUGGUGGUGAGCCGAGGAUACAUCUUCAUGAUGAAGACCAUGGAGUUGAGAAACGGCUAACAGCAGCAGGUGGUCUCCUGCUGGCCACUUCAAAGACCAGGGAGGCCAUGUCCACUUCCUUAUACAGCAGGAGUCUCAAUGUUGCAGCAACCUCAGGCGCUCGGUGUCCUGUGACGAUCAAGACUGAGGUCACGUGUGACCUUUGCAGGUGAGCACGUCUACCACCUGGUGGCAGUCUCUGCACCGCACAGCGCAGCACCAGUGGAACUUGCACUCGCACUGGGCGCUGCGGCUGACCCGUGACGUGUCGUAGCCCCGCCCACAGCACAUGACCUCACAGCCGUCGGCACCACGGGAAGUGCGGUUGCAGACACGCCCAGCUGUGCCCAUCGAGCCUGAAGAAACAAGAACAAGUCAGUAGUCACAUGACCUAUUGUAAUCAGUUCACGAGAUGAGACGAUACACAAGGGUCAACAAGAACGAGACAACAUUACUUUGAAGAAAAGUAUAAAUAACAAAUGACAAUACAUUGCCAUCUAACUCAUUUCUACUACGUUACACUUUGCUGCGCUCUGUGUGUAUGCUAGCAGCCCUGCCUCCACCCACUGAGACAAAGAGACUGACAAAAGGGCUCACUGCGUUCAUUCCAUUCUAUGGAACAAACAUGCCAAGGUGCUGAAACCUCUUCCGGCCUAUUUGGAGGUGAGGGACGAGGAAAGCGGACACGGAUGCACGUGGCAAUAUAUUGAGUUAAGUUCAUUUUCAUUUAUUGUGUGAUUAUUAAUGAUUGUCCCAGGCCUAGUGCCCACGAACAAACAAUCUUCUCACAUUUUAAUCUCACGAGAUCUUGUGAUGCCCCCAACAUUACAUGAACUUUAUAGACUUUUCAUUGCCGCAUGUCUGCGGGUCAGUGAAUGCAUCAUGCAACAAAGUCGGAACUAGGUCUCAAACUAAUGAUUAUAUUAAUAAUCAAUUAAUCGGGCGAUUAUUUUUUCGAUGAAUGGGGGGGGGAACAUUUUUAAUUUCCACCUCUUAACAGCAAUCCCUUUAAGAAUGCAUGAAUGCACUUUUUCCCUCCCCAAAUUGCAGCAAAGAGGGCGAGGAAGAGGAAGUAGAGAAGUAUAAACAAUCAACUGACACUCUACUGCAAAUCAACAAGUUGCUGG
Messenger RNA from Dunckerocampus dactyliophorus (ringed pipefish), 3466 nucleotides. RefSeq names its product suppressor of tumorigenicity 7 protein homolog. The transcript is spliced from 16 exons. The record is from RefSeq and is a predicted model, not a curated record. The coding region runs from base 16 to 1584 and encodes 522 amino acids. NCBI's taxonomy places the organism in Eukaryota, Metazoa, Chordata, Actinopteri, Syngnathiformes, Syngnathidae.